AAAGUUACUACUUUUGCUAUCCGUUACGGAUAUUCCGGAAGUGCAUCAUUAUUUAACGAUCUUAAUUAUAAUUUAAUCCUUGGCCUGAUGAGUUUACGCGACCGCGCGCCUCACUAGCUGUCAACGUUGUCAUUCGUCUUCGAUAACCUCCUUAGCCCGUCAAGUUUUCAACAAUGAACAAAAUACCAACAGACUUAACCAUGACUUGGUUCACACAUACACUUGAAGCUGGUUUAUUUCCAGAUGAGGUUUGGGUUAUCAUCUCUUGGAUCGCCUUCUUUUUUAAGCUAGCCAGCUUAGCCUUUGCUGUGCCUCUUAUCGGCCUCAUCAUCUUCGACUUCUGCCUUUGGGUAUGGCGACUGAACCGACCGCAGCCUAAGGAUGCAUCACGAUCGAGUCGCAUCUCUUCCCAAACUACAGAAAGGAAAACCAACUCAAAACCGACUGGCUCCGCAACGUCUUUUGCUACUAAGUCGGCCACGAGCCAGAGGCGGCCCAAACGCUCAGAACACACAGACGAUUGACGAAAGAACAAUAAAACCGGCUCCUCCAAUAUAGAAUGCGACAAUA
Messenger RNA from Hypoxylon trugodes, 570 nucleotides. RefSeq lists its product as uncharacterized. The record is from RefSeq and is a predicted model, not a curated record. Bases 174 to 524 code for a protein of 116 amino acids. The transcript is spliced from 2 exons. NCBI's taxonomy places the organism in Eukaryota, Fungi, Ascomycota, Sordariomycetes, Xylariales, Hypoxylaceae.